GUGUGCAUAUGCAUUGCAUAUACUUUAUUCAAUCCAUGUUAUAAGAAGUGUAACAUCUCUCUGUGAGGAUAUCACAUGAUUUUGAGGAGGAAACAGCAGUUAUAAAGAAAAAUGUCUGAUCCAUGCAACUGUCUUGCAACCGGGAAAUGUCUGUGCGCAGACUCCUGCCCAUCGAGUGGAUGUAGAUGUGGGGGCGGAUGUAAAUGUGGACCCAGCUGCAAGUGUCCCGGAUGUAAAGUCAAAUGCAAUUGUAACGGAACUUGCGCUUGCGGAAAGGGCUGUACCGGACCUCAAUCCUGUAAAUGUACCGACAGUAACUGCGUCUGCAAAAAGUGACUGCCUGGUCACGUGUCAGAAUUUCAUUGUAACGAACAAAUUAAAUGCAUAAUAUUCCAUAA
Molecule: messenger RNA, 398 nt
Organism: Saccostrea echinata
Lineage: Eukaryota; Metazoa; Mollusca; Bivalvia; Ostreida; Ostreidae
Product: metallothionein-like
Exons: 4
Coding region: 112-336 (74 amino acids)
Molecular function (GO): metal ion binding
Source: RefSeq, a predicted model, not a curated record